Ascochyta rabiei is the source of this 1587-nucleotide messenger RNA. RefSeq lists its product as uncharacterized. Bases 1 to 1587 code for a protein of 528 amino acids. The transcript has 3 exons. NCBI's taxonomy places the organism in Eukaryota, Fungi, Ascomycota, Dothideomycetes, Pleosporales, Didymellaceae. The record is from RefSeq and is a predicted model, not a curated record.
AUGGCCACAGAGUCAGCAAAAACCCUCCCCAGGAGAGACUCGGCCGUCAGCAGCAUCAAUUCUCCCGAAGAUACGUUCCAGGUGGCGCGGCAGUUGGUCAGUGCAGUGGCCAGCUUCAGCUCCGAGGGAGGAUAUCAAAAGCUGGCAGAGCUGGUAGAUCGCAUCCCAAAACUUGAGGCAGAGAUACGAGAGAAGAAGAAGGUAUUUGAUCAGGCUGAAGAAGCUUGGGAGCGUGAGAAGAUGUCCCAUGUUGCAGAACGCACGAACAAUCUGAAGGGGUACGAAGAGAGAGUUGUUCACUUCGGAGAGGAGAAGGCUGCCUUCGAACAGCGGGUUGCAGAACUGGAGGCGAGGUUAGUAGAUAAAGACAAAGUAGUUGCUCAAUUGGAGGAAAAGGCAACAGGUUUCAAAAGUACAGGGCGAAGGUUGAAAGAGGAGUGGGAAGUGGCGAAAGCCAAGUUGAAGGAAAAAGAUAACGAGAUCACGCAGUUGAAAACUCAAAUACAGGAUGACCAGGCCAGGGCCAAGAAGAUUGCCGUGGCACUCAACACAUCGCAGGCCGAGACAUCCACCCUAAAUAGUUCUUUGGAGCACACAAAGCAACACAACGCUCUGCUGGAUCAGAACCUGAAGGUGGUCGAAGCUCGACUGGAAGAGCUAAACAGCUACUUUGCGCGACUGACGGACAUCAACGCCGACGAGCUGGCGAAAGAAUUUAAGAAAAUAUGGGUAUCUGUCACGCUACUGGUCAGGAAAUACGUCGGCGAAGACCUACCAGACAGUAUGCUCGCGCCAACUUGGGAUGCUCUCAACAAAAACCCUAUUUUCCCCGUGGAUAAACCGCUGCCCCAGUCCAAUUCGGAGGUUGCAAAGGAGCUGCGCAUCGUCACAGUACUCUCUAUCCUAGCCAACGCCAUCAACGAACACCUGCUACAACCAACAUACCAGUCAAUAGACGACCACGGAUCGCUCGAAGGCAUCCUCUACAACCUCGCCUCCAUCGACUCGAAGCGGGAGAGGGCACUGAGAGCCAUGCUCCUCGCCGUCCUCGAGCCCGAACGAGAAGACGCCGAAGACCAGCUAACGAGCCGCGUCGUGGAAGAAGUAAUGCGAUACAAAGGCGUCUCGGACGUGAUCCGCUCCGAUCUCAAAGAAGCGUUUCUGAGCAACCUAGACGACAUGUUAUGUGACGUGCAGGACAUCUGGCAAAAAGCACAGUACAGCACGCACGUCUUCGUGUCGAGCUUCGAAGCCACGCAAGCCAGCGAAUUCGCCUGGGGAAUCCCAAUCCCGUCGUCGUCCGACGCCUGCCAGGUCCCCGCGUACGUGGACGAAGAGGAUGUCGUCGUCUUGUUCCCCAAGAUGGCCUGCGUCGGCGACGCGGAGACGCUCAUCGCUGCAGGCACGGUGGUGAGGAAGAGCCAGCUCUACGCUUUCAUCAAGGAGGAACGCGCUCGCACUCAGUCUACCGAACCUGGCCCGUCCAGACCGCGGCAGAGAACGGGCAGGGCCGCAUCUAUAAGCAAUGGGACGCGGAGUUUUUUAGCUCGGACGAUAACCGCUUCCAACGCGCCAUCGAGAGGGUGA